AUGGCAGCUCAGAUGUUUAGACCAAAAGAUAUUAUGUCCAGUCCGUAUUUUGUACAUCCUGGUGAGAAUCCCUCACUCAUUUUAGUCUCAAAUUUGUUAGAUGGAAGCAAUUAUCACUCGUGGUUCAGAUCAAUGCGUAUGGCAUUGAUUUCCAAAAACAAGUUUAAGUUUGUUGAUGGUUCAAUUGUUAUACCUCAAGCUGAUGAUGAUACUUUUGCUGUUUGGGAGAGGUGUAACACUCUAGUCAUGUCUUGGUUAUAUAGAUCAUUGACUCAGACUAUUGCUGAUAGCAUAUCCUGCCUUGACACUGCAUAUGAAAUAUGGAAAGAUUUGAAAGAUAGGUUCUCACAAGGGGAUUCUGGAAGGAUUGGGGACAUACAAGAAGAAAUAUACAGUUUUAAACAGGGUUCAAUGUCAAUAACUAAGUAUUUUACUCAUCUGAAGACUCUUUGGGAUGAGUUACUCAAUCUGAGAUCAAUUCCUAUUUGUCACUGUGAACCUAAGUGCCCCCGUGGAAUAUCAGAAACAAUUAAAAUGAUUCAGUCAAGUGAUCAGGUAAUAAAAUUUUUAAAAGGCUUGAAUGAGAAUUUCUCUCCUGUUAGAACACAGAUAAUAAUGCAGGAACCUCUUCCUGCAAUCAAUAAGGCUUUCUCUAUGGUGAUUCAAUAUGAAAGGCAGUUGGCAACUGCAAACAAAGCAGGUGGUGAUUCAAAUGUCUUUAUGGCAAAAGGAAGCAAUGAGUCUGAUUAUGAUAUAGACUAUGAGUCUAAUAUCUGCUAUGCAAGAGGAAGGGGCAUGGGCAAUUUUAGAGGAAACUUUCAAAGAAGAGGAGGUUUCAACAACUUUUAUCAAGGCACAAAACAGAAAUUAUGCUCAUAUUGUGGAAACUCAGGACACACUGUGGACUAUUGUUACAGGAAACAUGGAUUUCCUCCUGGCUUUCAACCAAAGAAACCUGAUAAUGCAUAUGCAAAUCAUGCUCAAUCUGAACAACAGGAUUUUCAGGAUUAUGAUGAUGACAUAUCAAUAAUGCAGAGAGGAAACUAUAAGCAAGAAGUGACAAAGGUUAACAUGAACACUGAAUCAACUGCCAUCUCUGGUGUUCAUACAGGACACACUUUCACUUUUACUCCAGAACAGUAUCAGAAAAUUAUGUCUUUAAUUCAACCAGGACCAAAUGAAGCAGGGCCUUCUCAAGUGAAUUCUCUUGUGGCAUCAUUCAAACCACCAGAGGAUAAACAAGUGAAUCAUGUUAAUGUAAGGUUUCCAAAUGGAUCACUUAUUCCUGUUACACACAUAGGCUCAGUACAAUUAAGUGAUGAACUUUUGUUACACAAUGUGCUCUAUGUGCCUAUGUUCAACUUCAAUCUUAUCUCUGACAUGGAUACAUGGAAGAGGAUUGGUUCAGCUGAAAAGAAAGAGCCUUCAAGCCAGCUGAGAAGUACUACUCGGGCAGACAGACAUAGAGUAGACCAGAAGCAGGGGCAUGGAAUUAGCAUUGUGCACCUCAACCGGAGGCAAACUAUAAACACCUCUUUUCCGGACAGGCAGAAAAGUGAUAAGGGACUAAAGCGUUUGAUGAGUAUUUCCAGAGACACCUAUACGGGUGACGAGAGUGAUCCGCCAUCGAAAUCCGAACCCGUGCCGAAAUUAGGAGUUAUGGCGCCACACCAUUUUGUAAUUUCCCACCCCAGUCCUAGUCAGAAUCUCUCUAUCGUGUUAGCAAAAGUGCCAUGUCAUCAUGCGCUCUAA
This is a messenger RNA of Mercurialis annua (annual mercury), 1752 nucleotides long. RefSeq lists its product as uncharacterized. The coding region runs from base 1 to 1752 and encodes 583 amino acids. The transcript is spliced from 6 exons. The record is from RefSeq and is a predicted model, not a curated record. Lineage: Eukaryota; Viridiplantae; Streptophyta; Magnoliopsida; Malpighiales; Euphorbiaceae.